Closterium sp. NIES-65 is the source of this 1086-nucleotide messenger RNA. The record is from the annotation of a GenBank genome assembly. NCBI's taxonomy places the organism in Eukaryota, Viridiplantae, Streptophyta, Zygnematophyceae, Desmidiales, Closteriaceae.
CACCGAAGCGCAGCCAUGGACUUGGCGACGGCUGUCGCGACGAGACUGGAGGACGUCGGUUACUCCUUGGCCGGCGCGAACGCUCGAUCUCUUGAGGAGGUUGACCUGCUCCUAAACCACACGGAACAACGCCUGCACUUCCUCGACUGGGCCUUCACCAAGAUUCUAGGCUCCAUGCACACGAAUCGAGACAGGGGUGCAGCGCCGGCUGAAAUGAUUGACACCGUGGAGAGCCGCGUGUGUCACACGGCAGUGCUGUUGGGCAUGGCUCAAGGCGAUGGGCGGGACGCUGCUACCGGAGUGGGCGGGGUGCCAGAGCGAGCCACAUGGCUGCUGGAAGUGGCUCGCCGGGUGGAGGACAUGGGGAGGCUAAGGAGCAGGCCAGAGGACCAGCUCGCAUUGGGCUCGUAUGCACCACCGUCAGCAGCUGCUUUGCUGCAACCCUCGUCCUUCCCGCCCCUCUUCUCGCCCGACUUGCUCACCCGCGCCAAAGCUGAUGCUGCUGCCAGGCGCAGGGACAACAGGGCCAACAUGAGCGGCAUAGAGGAGGCGCGGCAGCGGCUGGUGGAGCUGCGGGAGAGGAAGCAGCAGAUCCACGAUGACACCAUCCUGCUGGCCGCUCAGUGUGUGGUGGACCCUCUGCGCGACCAGAGCCAGCAGCACACAGCAGCUGCUGACGCCAAUCUGACCGCUGCUGUGCAGCGCUACCUCUCUCUUGCUAACGAGGUCGCUUAUAAAGUGGACAGGGACCUACUCCCCUGGAUGCAGCGCAACCCCCCUCCUCGCCCCAUCAAGAUCGGCCCUCGAGCCUCCGCUGUGCACUCACAGCACUCCGCUCUUCUCAAGAUCCUGGCAGGGCUGCAGGUGGUGCAGGCAACAGCACCAUCUCUUCAUGAGGCAGCCACUGUGACAGCCGGCACAGCCACGCCGCAGGUGAAGGCGUGGUGGGUCACAGUUACAGGGACAGCCACGCCGCAGGUGAAGGCGUGGUGGGUUGCGGUGGCAGCAGCGACUUCCAGCACAGCAGAAAUCGUCCACUCCCUGCGUGCAGAAAUUUCAGCUCUCACCGGCCCGACCCAGACGUAG